AUGACCCAGUUCAGAACUGCUACUGGGGCACCAAGACUGCUGUGUAGAUGCUACCGGGUGGUACUUUCUGCUGCUGCUGCAGCAGUACCCUCUCUGAAGAACGCAGCCCUCCUCAGUCCAGGGGUAUUACAGGCAAUAAGGAUCUUUCAUACAGGGCUGCCAAGUCUUGCCCCUGUACCACCUCUUCCUGAAUAUGGAGGAAAAGUUCAUUUUGGGUUGAUCCCUGAGGAGUUCUUCCAGUUCUUUUACCCUGAAACUGGUGUAACAGGACCCUAUGUGCUCAGAACUGGGCUUAUCUUAUAUUUACUCUCCAAAGAAAUAUACGUGAUAACUCCAGAGACUUUCUCCACAAUAUCAACAAUAGGAUUGCUUGUCUAUGUAGUUAAAAAAUAUGGUGCCUCUAUUAGGGAGUUUGCUGAUAAACUCAAUGAGCAAAAAAUUGCCCAACUGGAAGAGGCAAAACAGUCUUCCAUCAAACAAAUCCAGGAUGUGAUUGAUCUGAAGAAGUCACAGCAGGCACUGGUUCUAAAGCUCCAUUGCUUUUUUGAUGUCCAGAGGAAUAACAUUGCUAUGGCCUUGGAGGUUACUUAACAGGAACAGUUGCAUAGAGUAUACAAGGAGGUAAAGAAUCGCCUGGACUAUCAUAUCUCUGUGCAGAAUAUGAUGUGUCAAAAGGAACAAGAGCACAUGAUAGACUGGGUGGAGAAGCAUGUGGUGCAGAGCAUCUCUGCACAGAAGGAGAAGGAGACAAUUGACAAGUGCAUUGCACAUCUAAAGCUGCUCACAAAGAAGACUAAAGCACAGCCAGUUCUGUAA
Balaenoptera musculus (blue whale) is the source of this 816-nucleotide messenger RNA. RefSeq names its product ATP synthase F(0) complex subunit B1, mitochondrial-like. Gene Ontology annotation, biological process: proton motive force-driven ATP synthesis. The transcript has 2 exons. NCBI's taxonomy places the organism in Eukaryota, Metazoa, Chordata, Mammalia, Artiodactyla, Balaenopteridae. The record is from RefSeq and is a predicted model, not a curated record. Gene Ontology annotation, molecular function: proton transmembrane transporter activity.